Spizellomyces punctatus DAOM BR117 is the source of this 1592-nucleotide messenger RNA. RefSeq lists its product as uncharacterized. Lineage: Eukaryota; Fungi; Chytridiomycota; Chytridiomycetes; Spizellomycetales; Spizellomycetaceae. Bases 209 to 1147 code for a protein of 312 amino acids. The record is from RefSeq and is a predicted model, not a curated record. The transcript has 2 exons.
ACUAAAAGUACGUUGGAGGGAACGGAAGGAAUAAGGGUUAACCUUCUUUUUUUUCCCAACGGGCUUCACGGCCAUCAGCUUUCCCAUCUGCUUGAACGGAACUAGGGAUUUGAACAAGAACAGACUCUUGAAGAAACAAGGUUGACUACGACGGGGGUGUAUCUUGCUUGCUUGCCCUGCACACUUGUUGGUUUAGCCUACGCGCUCCAUGUCCUUGCGACUCCGACAACGAGCCGCUAUCGGUAUGGCUCGACGAAUGGCUUUGUUGGCUUGGGUAGCCCUGGUUUUGUCGGUGGGCAGUGUCCAUGUGAGGGCAGACCCUCAGCUGGGAAAUAUCUUUACUGAUAUCUUUGGCGGUGGUCGUGGGGCUUCUUCAUCAACAACAACGGCAACGAUUUCAUCGCCAGCGACGAUCCCGUCCGUUUCUUCGACCACUGAUCCGAUUCCGAGUUCCAUUGUGACUUCCGCAAUUCAGACCUCUGUCCCCUCAGUUUCAGUGCCCAUCUCCUCUGCUACCCCAGUCACGUCUCUUCCGCCGGUCACCCAAAUCAUUACCCGUUCCAGGGCCACUCCAACCUUGGCCGUGACUGACACAGCGACCAGUGUCGCAACCGCUACAGCUGGCGCUCAGACCGCAGAGACCAAGAGUUCGUCAACAACCAAGAUUUCCCUCUUAUCCAUCGGUAUCGUAGGCGGAGCCAUUGGAGCUGCGGUUCUUGGAAUCUAUGUCUUCCGUAAAGCAACCCUGGCACCGUCUGGUGAUUUCCGUAAGAGAAUGAUGACCCGCGAGUACGGAAAUACGCUCAGUUCUAAUGCAUCCUCCCGGCCAAUCAACUCCACUUCUGCUGGCGGGAGUGGCGAGAAAGAUCCUCGCUCAAAUUUCCUCAUGGAACUCAACCAUACUAAUGGAAGGGGACCGUCUCCUGUUCCAACUGCCUAUGCAGCGACAGAGUAUGGCGCCAGGUCGGAUUACGGCGGCCAGUACACCAUGCCUGCCACAUAUGCGACAUACCAGUCGCAUGCUGCACCAUCAGAGUAUGGUGGGUAUGCAGCGUAUCCUGGUCCGGCUGCGUACCCUCCGCCCCCAGGAUCCGACUAUGGAGGAAGUAACAGCGGAUAUCAACCACCACGCCAUUAUGGAUAUUGAUAUCGUCAGUCGGGAUAAAGGUUGACCUCUUAUGUCAUUCAUCUAUGUGAAAGAAUUAGAGCCAAGCUUUAGAGGGCACCGAGAGGUCCAGUUGGUGGUCGCACCUUUUGCAUGUAGUUUUCUGUUCUUUUGGUCUUGUUACGGCUGCGGGGGAGUUUUUAUGGACACCAUUUGUAGUAUAGUGUAGUACAGUAUUAGAAUCGCACUUUUCUUUUUUUUUUUCUUACUAGCUAGAUGGGUUUCUGAUGGCUAUCGCGAAUAAGUUAGCCCUUUUUCUUCUUCUUUCCGUCCUUCUACUCCCUUUCGCCCUAGAGUAGCUCUGGCCUAAAGUAACCCUUGCAAUACUGUACGAUGACAAUUUUUUUCAUUAAGACCGUGCAUGAUCCCAAAACAAAAACACAAUAAAAAAGCGAAUGAAAUGAAAUAAAUGCAAGCAAAUGAAAAC